Messenger RNA from Penicillium diatomitis, 1437 nucleotides. RefSeq lists its product as uncharacterized. Gene Ontology annotation, molecular function: nucleotide binding. The transcript has a single exon. The record is from RefSeq and is a predicted model, not a curated record. The coding region runs from base 1 to 1437 and encodes 478 amino acids. Lineage: Eukaryota; Fungi; Ascomycota; Eurotiomycetes; Eurotiales; Aspergillaceae.
AUGGCGACCACGGUGCUGAAAGUCGGAAUUCUCGGCCUCACCCCGGCCACAGAGCCCAUCUAUGUGGGCAUUCUUUCGUCCCUUAGUCAACACUACGCACUCACCAUCGUCCAUGCCGACACCAAAGAGCUUGCUCUAUCUAUCCAACAGGGGUCUUCUUCUCCGCGCGUCACCGCCAUUCCAGAAGAAGUCAUUCAAAACUCCGAGGUCAACCUCAUCAUCAAUCUCUUCCCCUUCCGUCAACAUGAGCCCUACACCAUUGCCGCUCUCCAAGCCGGCAAACAUGUCAUGGUCAAAACUCCUCUUAGCCUGAGCCCGAGCACUUUGAGUCAGAUACGAGCGGCCCUCGGUGACGACCACAAGUCAUCAGACACCUCGUCUCAUUCAGCGCUCAGCUCAGACUGCUCGCGUCCUCAGUUCUUCAUUAGUUGUGCACGUCGCUAUGCGCCCUGCUUCACUGAAGUCUUCAAGAGGGAGCUUGCGAGCCUGGAAAUAAUACACUAUGUUCGAUGCCGGAACAUAACCGGGUUUGCGUCCACUCCAGACGUAAGCAAUAUCAACCCACGCUCCCUCGGAGCUACUACCACUACCAAACCCGAAGCAAGCGAUGAGGGUACCAUCAAUCAUGCGACCGACACCAUCGACAUCAAUAUCCCAUCCAGACCAAAACCCUCAUCUUCAUCCUCAUCCUCAAUCCCACUUUCCCAUCGCCACCUUCCCAAACAUAUGCACGCUGUGCUCGCCGACAUCUUUGGGCCCAAGGUCGAAGCUACCGCAGACCGUGAAGCCCUCUGCCACUUCAUCGGCACGUCCGGGAGCCAUGAUUUCUCUCUGAUCCAGGAAUCGUUCGGGUUUCCCGACGCAGUCUCUCACGUCUCUAUUAUCAAGCCCUUCUACAACGCCAUGUUCCAUUACAAAGACGGGUCAGUGUCAUCUUCCCGUGGAGCGAGCCAGCCGUUUACUCUGUUCUAUGAAGCGGGGGUAGACGGCGUGCCGAGAUCAGAUGCCCAUUUGACGGUCUAUGGGCUGAACAAGACUAUCUCGUUCAGUUAUCAACUGAGUCAUCCAAGCGAGAUGAACAGGUCUUCUAUCGUGGCCAGGGUCGUGGUGGAGACCGUCGAUCAUGGCACAGACGCAGACGGCGACACCGACGUGAACAUGGGGAACGGGAUAUCAGACGCCAACGGCAACAGGCCAGUCCCUGAACAACUCCGUCUGAAGCGCACCGAAUACGUCAAUACCGCCAACGAAGUCUACGAACAGGAGUUCCUAGCCAUGCACGCGCAACUCACGGGCGCUGCGACUUCUGAUCUGAAAGACCUCAAGGUCCGGCCCAAAACCAGUCUCAAUGAUGCGACAGAUGAUCUCAAGAUAAUGCAUAUGAUAUUUGACCACUACGAUCGCCAGUGUGGUACGAUUCGAACGCCUUUGGGCUGA